This is a messenger RNA of Lontra canadensis (Northern American river otter), 878 nucleotides long. RefSeq names its product complement C1q like 4 (gene C1QL4). The transcript has 2 exons. Gene Ontology annotation, molecular function: protein binding. The record is from RefSeq and is a predicted model, not a curated record. Lineage: Eukaryota; Metazoa; Chordata; Mammalia; Carnivora; Mustelidae. The coding region runs from base 1 to 717 and encodes 238 amino acids.
AUGGUGCUGCUGCUGCUGGUGGCCAUUCCGCUGCUGGUGCACAGCUCCCGCGGGCCGGCUCACUAUGAGAUGCUGGGUCGCUGCCGCAUGGUAUGCGACCCACACGGGCCGCGAGGCCCUGAACCCGACGGCGCGCCCGCCUCCGUGCCCCCUUUCCCUCCGGGCGCCAAGGGAGAGGUGGGCCGGCGCGGGAAGGCAGGUCUGCGAGGGCCCCCGGGCCCCCCAGGCCCCAGAGGGCCUCCAGGAGAGCCGGGCAGGCCAGGUCCACCGGGUCCUCCCGGCCCAGGCCCUGGCGGGGUGGCGCCCCCUGCCGGCUACGUGCCUCGCAUCGCCUUCUACGCGGGUCUGCGGCGGCCACACGAAGGUUACGAGGUGUUGCGCUUCGACGACGUGGUCACCAAUGUGGGGAACGCUUACGAGGCGGCCAGCGGCAAGUUCACCUGCCCCAUGCCAGGUGUCUACUUCUUCGCUUACCAUGUACUCAUGCGCGGCGGUGACGGCACCAGCAUGUGGGCCGACCUGAUGAAGAAUGGACAGGUCCGGGCCAGCGCCAUCGCUCAGGACGCGGACCAGAACUACGACUACGCCAGCAACAGUGUCAUCCUGCACCUGGAUGUGGGUGAUGAAGUCUUCAUCAAGCUGGACGGUGGGAAGGUGCACGGCGGUAACACCAACAAGUACAGCACGUUCUCCGGCUUCAUCAUCUACCCGGACUGAGCAGGGCCCCAUCCCCCGCGCCCCCGCUCGCCCUUCGCCUCCGCUCCCCUCUCCACCCACCUCCAGCCGACCCCACCCAACGUGCCACCCCUUCCUUUGAGAGCCUGGCGGCGGGGCGGACCCUCCCGCUCCCGACGCAGCCUUGCUGGGUGGACUCUUCA